UUCUUCUCCCCAUUUGCUCUUCCACCACUCUUCAUCUCCCUCAAGUGUUUGUUUAUCUGGCUGCUGAUAAAUAGUUUUUUUGCUUUUUCUUUCUGGAAGGUACAAUACUCUUUGGAAAUAAAGAGCUAUUGAUACAAUGCCAGAACCAACCAAGAAUACGGAAACUACCGUCACUGAACAAAAGACCGUGCAAGUAGCAGGAGGAAGCAGGACAGAGAUUACAACCCAGACAGUCAAGACAGGGGUUCAGGUGAAAUGGCAACAGGAUGGAAAAGAGGUCAAAAGUGAAAAGACUGUUACGCAAACCGAGCACACAAAGCGUACCUUAAUUGUUGAUAAUAAUGUAAUUCAAGAGGAAUUUUCAGUUGUGAGUGGAGACACAAAAGUAAAAGAGGAAAAAUCUGCACCACCGGCAAUAGAAGAACAAAGCAAGCCAAAAGAUGAUGUGCCUGAAACCCCAAAAGAGGAAACCAAGCCAAAGGUGGAGCAGCCAGAAAAAGCCAAAGAUGAAGAUGAAUCUUCUUCAGUUAGUACUCCUCCUCCAGAUGAAAAUGCUCGAUCUAUGGAUAGGAAAGGUUCUGUUGGACAACAAGAAGCAGACAAGGAUAGUUCUCAGAUAUCUACAUUAUUUAUUGAGAAACCUACCAGUGGAUCGGUUAAUGUGGGGGGAGAUAUUAAGUUUAUUGCAAAGGUGGAGGCGAAAGAUCUUCUUCGCAAACCUGUUGUUAAAUGGUUGAAAGGAAAAUGGAUGGAUCUGGCAAGUAAAGCUGGAAAACAUCUCCAGCUAAAGGACACAUUUGACAGAAUUAAUAAGAUUUACACCUUUGAAAUGCAAAUCAUAAAAGCAAAGGAAAACUAUGCCGGAAACUACAGAUGUGAAGCGACAUAUAAAGAUAAAUUUGACAGCUGCUCUUUUGACCUCGAAGUUACUGCUGCUCCAGAUGCUUCACAUGCUCUUGACAUCCGAUCUGCUUUCAAGAGAAGCGGUGAAGGACAAGAAGAUGCAGGAGAACUUGACUUUAGUGGUCUCCUGAAACGUAGAGAGGUCAAACCUGAAGAAGGUCCAGAGAUAGACGUGUGGGAGAUCCUUAAGAGCGCCAGCCCAAAUGAGUAUGAGAAGAUAGCAUUUCAAUAUGGGAUCACUGACCUCAGGGGUAUGCUAAAGAGACUAAAACGCAUGCGAAGGGAAGAAAAGAAGAGUGAAGCAUUUUCAAAAAAACUGGAUCCGGCUUAUCAAAUUGACAAAGGAGGACGUGUGAAGUUUGUGGUUGAACUUGCAGAUCCAACAGUUGAACUAAAAUGGUACAAAAACGGUCAGGAGAUCCGUCCCAGUACAAAGUAUAUAUUUGAGCAUAAAGGUAACCAGAGGAUAUUGUUUAUUAAUAACUGCACAUUAGCAGAUGAUGCUGCCUACCAAGUGUGUGCGGGAGAUGAAAAGUGUUCAACAGAGUUGUUUGUAAGGGAACCACCUAUAUUGGUCACAAAGGAACUUGAAAAUAUUAGUACAUAUUGUGGAGAAAGGGUGGAACUUGAGUGUGAAGUUUCUGAAGUAGAUGCAAAUGUGAAGUGGUUUAAGAAUGGUGUAGAAAUUACAAAUGAGCCCAGAUCACGGUACCGGCUGAAGGUGGAUGGUAAAAAGCAUACACUGAUUAUGGAUGAAGCAGACAGAGGGGAUUCUGCUACCUACUCAGUAAUGACCACAGGAGGACAAUCAGCAGCACAGCUACAGGUUGACUUGCGACCACUAAAGAUUUUACAGCCACUGACUGACAUGACUGUAAACCUUGGCAAGGAAAUCAAUCUGAAGUGUGAAAUCUCUGAGAAUGUGCCAGGAAGAUGGUAUAGAAAUGGACAGCUCAUUCAUGGAAAUGACCGUGUACAGAUAUUUCAUAAAGGAAGGAACCACAGAUUGGUUAUACAGAAUGCAUUAGUUGAAGAUGAAGGCGAAUAUGCUUUUGUUCCAGAUCUAUACCUAACAAAUAUUCCUUGCAACAUCCAUGUCAUUGAUCCUCCAAGGAUCCACUUUGAUUCCCUUAAUUAUCCUGAUAAUACUGUGGUAGUUGUAGCAGGGACAAAGCUGCGACUUGAGGUUCCUGUUACCGGAGAGCCAGCUCCAAAAAUUAUAUGGAGUAGAGGAGAUAAGUGGAUCACGGAUCUGGGUGGUCGUAUAAGAGCAGAAACAUACCCUGAUCAUGGACUUUUGGUCAUUGAUUCAGCUGAGAAAGACGACACUGGAACGUACAGGAUUAUGGUAAAGAAUGAAGCUGGUGAAGCUGUAGCUCACAUCAAAAUUAAGGUUGUAGAUAUCCCUGAUGCUCCACAGGCUCCUGAGGUAACAGAGGUAGGGGAGGACUGGUGUAUUAUGAAGUGGGACCCUCCAGCUUAUGACGGAGGAUGUCCAAUUCUAGGCUAUUUCAUUGAAAGAAAGAAGAAGCAAAGCUCAAGAUGGAUGAGGCUAAAUUUUGAUCUCUGCAAAGAAACAAAUUUUGAACCCAAGAAGAUGAUUGAAGGUGUGGCCUAUGAAGUCCGUGUAUUUGCUGUCAAUUCAAUAGGAAUAUCUAAGCCCAGUAUGCCGUCUAAACCUUUUGUGCCAUUAGCUGUGACAAGUGCCCCCACAAUGCUAGCUGUAGAUAAUGUGACUGAUACCUCUGUUACAAUGAAGUGGAGACCCCCCGAUCAUAUUGGAGCAGCUGGAUUAGAUGGAUAUAUCAUUGAAUAUUGCUUUGAAGCAGGAGGAGAUGAGAAACAGGAGAAGCCUGAAUUUACAGAGGCGGAAUUGGAGAAGUUAGUAGAAGGUGUCUCCAAAAAUGGUCCACAACUUUGUGGUGCCUUAUAUGCCAAAACCACCAAGGCAGAAAAAAGUAAGAUAUGGGCAGACAUACAAGCAAAACUCAAUACUGUAGGGGGCCAUAACAGGUCCAUUGCAGACAUAAAAAAGAGAUGGAAUUCUCUUAAAAAACAAACCAAGGAUAAGCUGUUACAGAAGAAGGAAGACUUGCCAGAGAAUUCGGAAGUCCCCACUGCUGUCAAUGAGCUGAAUCCUCUGGAAAAAAGAGUGGAGGACUUGUUACGAAUUGAGGAAACAGAGGGAACUCCUUUAAUUGAUGAUGAUCUGCAAGAUGAUAUAACUGGAGCAGGAGGAGAGGACAAGCCGAAAUUUACUGAUGAGGAGUUGAACACUUUAUUGGAUAACAUUGCCAAAGUUGGGCCCCAGCUUUUUGGAGCUCUGUCAUCUCAAGCCAGUGCAUCAGAUAAGGAUAAAAUAUGGGCAGAGAUCCAGAAACACAUAAAUACUGUGGGGGGCAAUAACAGGUCUAUUCAGGAUAUUAAGAGAGAAUGGAAUAAACUCAAAAAACAGACCAAGAAAAAAUUGGAACAUAAUAAAGCCCAAAUAAUGCUGCAAAAAGAAGGAGAACCUACCAAUAUCCUUGAGCUAACGCCCAUAGAGAAGCGCGUGGAGGUUAUAUUACAAAUCAAAGAAAUUGAUUCUGAGGACUUCCAUGAAGAACCUGAAGAAGCUGAAGAGUGGAUAGUGGCAAACCCAGAACUAACCGAUAAGACAAGGUUCACAAUCAACGGACUGCCAACUGGUUCUAGGAUCUUUGUUAGAGUUAAGUCAGUGAAUGCUGCUGGGCCAAGUGAGCCUAGAUUACAUCCUCAGCCUAUUCUGGUCAAAGAGGUCAUUGUGCCUCCAAAGAUUCGUCUUCCCCGCCAUUUAAAACAAACAUAUAUCAAAAAAGUAGGCGAGACUGUGAACCUUGUUAUACCGUUCCAGGGAAAGCCAAGACCAAAAGUUUCUUGGAAAAAGAAUGGAUCACAUGUGGAUAAAACACAAAUUAGUAUCCGCAACUCUGAGUGUGACACCAUCCUUUUUAUUCGGAAGGCAGAGAAGAGCCAUUCAGGAAAAUAUGAUUUGAAAGUAAAAGUGGAUACUCUUCAGGACAAGGCUUCAAUCCACAUUCAGAUUGUUGAUCGACCUGGACCACCACAAGUUGUAGUUAUCGAGGAGGUCUGGGGAGAGAAUGUUGCACUAGAAUGGAAGCCACCAGUUGAUAAUGGCAAUGCCAACAUUACUGGAUACACCAUUCAGAAAGCUGACAAGAAGACAAUGGAAUGGUUUACUGUCUUGGAGCACUAUCACCGAACCAAUGCCACUAUCUCAGACCUAGUCCUAGGAAAUGAGUACUUCUUUCGGGUGUUCUCUGAAAAUAUGUGUGGUCUCAGUGAGGCAGCUACCAGGACUCCAAAUAGCGCAUUAAUCGAGAAGGAAGGUAAAGCGUACAAGCGUCCCGAAUACAAGGACUUUGAUUUCACAGAGCCACCAGUGUUCACUCAUCCACUCAUUAAUACAGUAGCUAUUGCUGGAUACAAUGCUACUCUGAACUGCAGUGUCAGAGGAAAUCCCAAGCCUAAAAUAACUUGGAUGAAGAACAAAAUGAUCAUCGAGAAUGAUCCCAGAUACAGAAUGUUUAGUAAUCAGAGCGUAUGCACCCUGGAGAUACGUAAACCCAGCCCCUAUGAUGGGGCAAUAUACACCUGCAGGGCUGUCAACGAACUGGGUGAGGCUGAAGUUGAAUGCAAGCUAGAGGUGAAAGUUGCACAAUAAGGAAUAUUGAAUGUGUAUUGUCACCUAAGGAGGGCUGACAUUUUUCCGCCUUCUGAUGCAAGGUGUGCCCCUGUCUGUCAUUGAUUCUUACAUGCGAGAGAUGAAAUGAAGCAAGCAAGCAAAGCCAUGAGUCCAGGCUUCUGGACUUCAGUUUGUGACCUUGAAAUUGUGUCAAUAAUGUGUAGUUCUUUUCUGUACUGCGGUUUUGUUUUUUGUCUGAUAAAAAUGAACGCAUGAAUUGCUUUUGAAAAGUGCGUGAGAAAGAGCAGAUCAGUAUACAAGUUACAUAUUUUUUUCUGCUUGAUUAGAUUAUUUUAACCAUUUCAGAAUCACUGGCGCCGAAAGGGUCAAAUAUUCACACUAUAUUAUGAAUAAGUCACAAUAGCCAAACCUGUAGCAGCAGAAUACUUUUGCUACAGGCUGAGUGCUAUAACAAAUAACAAUUGCAGUGAAGUAUACAUCUGCCUUGUAAUGGAAUAUACCAGAUUGUACAUCAGUGAUGAUUAAGUAGAUACGAUAGCAUAAAUUAUGUGUUAGCAGUAUAGCUACUUCACAGCAUCUUUACAGCAUCUUUCAGGUACAUACGCAAUAAUAGGAAUGCAUAGCUUGUUUUCAUUGGCUUCAGAUCUGAUAACGUAUAUGUACUGUGUAACUAAUGUACAAUAAAAAAGAAAGUGUUAUGCACUAUA
Spea bombifrons (plains spadefoot toad) is the source of this 5295-nucleotide messenger RNA. It is a transcript of the gene MYBPC1, whose product is annotated as myosin binding protein C1. The transcript is spliced from 35 exons. Gene Ontology annotation, molecular function: protein binding. The record is from RefSeq and is a predicted model, not a curated record. Bases 137 to 4606 code for a protein of 1489 amino acids. Lineage: Eukaryota; Metazoa; Chordata; Amphibia; Anura; Pelobatidae.